Molecule: messenger RNA, 642 nt
Organism: Zingiber officinale
Lineage: Eukaryota; Viridiplantae; Streptophyta; Magnoliopsida; Zingiberales; Zingiberaceae
Product: probable sugar phosphate/phosphate translocator At3g11320
Exons: 4
Coding region: 1-642 (213 amino acids)
Cellular component (GO): Golgi apparatus
Molecular function (GO): antiporter activity
Source: RefSeq, a predicted model, not a curated record
AUGAGCGGAAAGGGAAAUUGGUCGCCCCCGGCGGUGACAGGAAGACUCUUCACCUUCGGGCUGGUCUCCUUGUGGUACGCCUCCAAUAUCGACGUGCUCCUGCUCAACAAAUACCUCCUCAGCAACUAUGGCUUCAACUACCCCAUCUUCCUCACAAUGUGCCACAUGACCGCCUGCUCGCUGUUCAGCUACGUCGCCAUCACCUGGGUCCGGGCGGUGCCAUUGCAGACCGUACGCUCGCGGCUGCAAUUCCUCAAGAUCGCCGUGCUCAGCCUCGUCUUCUGCAGCUCCGUCGUCAGCGGAAACGUCUCGCUGAAGUAUCUACCGGUCUCGUUUAACCAGGCAGUGGGCGCCACCACGCCCUUCUUCACCGCCGUGUUCGCCUAUGUCAUGACCGUGAAGCGGGAGGCCUGGAUCACCUAUGUCACCCUCAUUCCGGUUGUCGCUGGAGUCGUCAUCGCCAGUGGGGGGGAACCGAGUUUCCAUUUGUUUGGUUUUAUCAUGUGUAUAGGUGCAACUGCUGCAAGAGCACUCAAGACAGUAUUGCAGGGGAUACUUCUGUCUUCAGAGGGCCUCAUACUUCUUUUUCAUGAGAGUGGACCAAAAUUUUCAUCAAGGGAUUGUUUGGUUUGUUACAAAUGA